Messenger RNA from Enterobius vermicularis (human pinworm), 1944 nucleotides. Lineage: Eukaryota; Metazoa; Nematoda; Chromadorea; Rhabditida; Oxyuridae. The record is from the annotation of a GenBank genome assembly.
AUGACCAUCUUGAGCAAUGUUAUAAAGGAUCAACGGUACGCUGACGCUAUUCGAGUGCUGCAGUAUGAGGUACAGUGGACUCCAAAUAGCCGUGCCGGACUUUCUUUGUUAGGUUAUUGCUACUACUAUACUCAAGAAUAUGCUUUGGCAGCCGAAUGUUAUGGACAACUUACAAAACAGUGUCCAACACAUUCCGAAUAUGCACUCUACUAUGCUCAGUCGUUGUAUAAUGCAUGUAGUUUCGACGAGGCAAUUAGUGCCGUAUCACAGAUUGAAGAUCAAAAGCUUGUUAACGAUAUCGUCAAACUAGAAGCAGCGGUAAAAUACCGAGAGGAAGAUUUGAACAAUGCAAAAAUUUUAAUUGAACAAUUCACUCCAAAUGAUCCAGAAACAGAAAUUGACCUUGCUUGUAUUGAAUAUAAGGAGGGUAAUUAUAACGGCGCACUUGAACGUUUUACUAAGGCAACCGAAUUUCACGGUUACAAGCCGAAGUUAGCGUACGCCCUUGCAUUAUGCCAUUAUCGGCUACAGGAAUAUUCACAAGCCCUGAAAUACAUUGCCGACAUAAUUGAUAAAGGGAUCAAAGAUCAUCCAGACUUGUCAAUUGGUAUGGUUACUGAAGGUAUUGAAGUUCGAUCCGUCGGAAAUACAUUAAUGCUUCACGAAACUGCACUUAUAGAGGCUUGCAAUCUGAAGGCUGCCAUUGAGUACAAACUAAAGGACUUCGCAGCAGCAGGUGAAGCACUAACGGAUAUGCCGCCAAGGUCAGAGUCUGAACUUGAUCCUGUAACACUGCAUAAUCAAGCACUCAUCAACUUUGAAGCAGAUCCGACUGGCGGUUUUGCCAAACUGCAGUACUUGUUGACGCAAAAUCCAUUUCCUCCAGAAACUUUUAGCAAUCUUCUGCUACUUUAUUGUAAAUACGAAUUCUACGAUUUGGCUGCCGAUGUCUUAGCAGAGAACGCUCAUCUUACUUACAAAUAUUUAACCCAGUAUCUAUACGAUUAUAUAGAUGCCGUACUAACCCAACAAACAUCUCCUCUCGAGGCCUACGAUAAGUUUGAUGCAAUUGCGAGUGAACAGGAAAGUGAAUUACGAAAACUUACAAAACAUGUUGAGGAAAUAAAGCAAAAAAACGAUGAAAAAGCUAUUAAAGAAGCUGUGGAUACAUACGACGAGACAAUGGCAAGAUAUCUACCAGUACUGAUGUCACAAGCAAAAAUUUAUUGGGAUCAAAAAGAUUACAUUAAAGUUGAGAAAAUUUUUAGAAAAUCUGUAGAAUUUUGUAGUGAAAACGAUAUUUGGAGGCUAAACGUCGCUCAUACACUGUUCAUGCAGGAAAACAAGUAUAAAGAAGCAGCAGGAUUUUACGAACCAAUAAUUAAGAAAAAUUUUGACAAUUUGCUGGAUGUUAGUGCAAUAAUCCUCGCAAAUUUGUGUGUCUGCUAUAUCGCUACCGACCAAAAUGACGAGUUUUUCAACCUUCUCUCCCUACAACAGGCAGCAGAACUAAUGAAGAAAGUUGAAAAUGAAGAACUUAUGGCUGUCGAUGAAUCAAACGCUAAAAAGAGUUUCCACUUGUCCAUAAUAAAUCUGGUUAUGGGAACUCUAUACUGUUCCAAAUGGAAUUACGAAUUCGGUAUGUCAAGAAUUAUCAAAGCUAUGAAACCAUAUGAGAAACAAUUGAGCACAGACACAUGGUUUUACGCUAAACGAUGCAUCGUUGCCGCAAUAGAAAAUAUUGCCAAACGUAUAAUGAACCUUCCAGAUUCAGUGCUACAAUCGUGCUUGAAAUUCUUAGAACAAUGUGAAACUCAUGGAAAAGCUAUUCCUGUCCAACACAAAGAAUUAAAUUUGGAACCACAAAACAACAAUGCAAAAAAUACAGUCACUUAUGAAGCCAGACUCCUGAGAGCUCGUUUACUGCAGGUUAUUGACUAUUAA